Molecule: messenger RNA, 468 nt
Organism: Symbiodinium sp. CCMP2456
Lineage: Eukaryota; Dinophyceae; Suessiales; Symbiodiniaceae
Source: the annotation of a GenBank genome assembly
AUGGCUCGCCUCCUGCAGAUCUCGCUGCUCUUCGGUCUGGUGCAUUUUGGUCUCGCAACGAACAUUCGAGGAAGCCACCAGGAGCCCACUGACGAAUCAGACGGCACCUUGCCAGACAGCCUCCUUGCGGGCAAUGCAGUCGUAGGCAUGGAUCAGGACAUGCACACAAAGAUGCUGGUGCAAGUGAAGGCCAUGGAUGCCAUUGUCGAUGCUUGUGAGGAUGUCGUUUGUGGAGAGCUGAAAUGCCCCUCUGGGUUCACUGCAACGAAGUACGACGGCCACUGCUGCGCGUACUGUGUCAAUCCCGACAUCAAGAUUGAGCCCAAGAUUGUCGGCGCCACGGGCAAGUUCGGUGCAGAAGAAAGCGAUGUUUGCCCUUAUGUCUGGUGCUUCCCAACGAUGUGUGAGAAGGAGGAGAUCAUGCCGACGGAUGAGAACGGCCAAUGCUGCCCCGUAUGCCCGAAGUAG